Pediculus humanus corporis (human body louse) is the source of this 648-nucleotide messenger RNA. Its product is annotated as myogenic factor, putative. Gene Ontology annotation, molecular function: RNA polymerase II cis-regulatory region sequence-specific DNA binding; DNA-binding transcription factor activity, RNA polymerase II-specific; protein dimerization activity. The record is from RefSeq and is a predicted model, not a curated record. The transcript is spliced from 3 exons. NCBI's taxonomy places the organism in Eukaryota, Metazoa, Arthropoda, Insecta, Psocodea, Pediculidae. The coding region runs from base 1 to 648 and encodes 215 amino acids. Gene Ontology annotation, biological process: muscle organ development; regulation of transcription by RNA polymerase II; positive regulation of myoblast differentiation.
AUGAAUCAUUGUCGUUAUGGUUUUUCGAAUGAAUUGCAAAAAACUAUGGGUUUCAGUUUUCAAAAAGUGAAUAAUAAGACAAUUUUUAAUUCUAGACAGGAUGAUAGCAGUCCUGAUAUAUCAGAUAGGUGUUCCAGUGGAGAUGCGAUAUUUAUUAUUAUUAUUAAUUUCAGAAAAAAUAAAACCGUUUCGAAAAAAACAUUAUCGGAUUCGUUCGAAUCGGAAGAUUUAGAAUGUUCAUCAUCACUUUCUGAUGAAGAUCAACACGUACCCCAUAUUUUAGCACCUGACGUGUUUUUGCAAAACGAAUCUAUAACCGGAAACGUUUUAGGCGACCAUAAUUCAAACAGACGAUGUUUGCUAUGGGCGUGUAAAGCUUGCAAAAAAAAAGUAGUUACGGUCGAUCGUCGAAAAGCUGCCACAUUAAGAGAGAGAAGACGACUUAGAAAGGUUAAUGAAGCUUUUGAAGUAUUAAAACGAAGAACUUGUUCAAAUCCUAAUCAAAGGUUGCCCAAAGUUGAAAUAUUAAGGAAUGCAAUAGAAUAUAUAGAAUCUCUUAACGAUUUACUUCAAGGUACAUCGAUAAAUAAUUUAUCAGGGAAAACAAAUCAAUCAAACGUGGUGAGUUUUUCUUUUUUAUUUUCUUAA